Messenger RNA from Phytophthora sojae, 1629 nucleotides. RefSeq lists its product as hypothetical. The transcript is spliced from 2 exons. The record is from RefSeq and is a predicted model, not a curated record. The coding region runs from base 1 to 1629 and encodes 542 amino acids. Lineage: Eukaryota; Oomycota; Peronosporomycetes; Peronosporales; Peronosporaceae.
AUGUCCACAAUCCUGGGAGAUGUCCGUCCAAGCCAAGUAAAAAUCUACGCGUCUCCGGAGGCUGACGUCAGGGAAGACCAACCUCUUGACUAUCUGGUGAAGGUCAACGGCUAUGGGAUGAGCGAGCAUUACCCGCUCGUCGUGAGGAUAGCACCUACAGGCUUCCCGGGGGAUUCUACUGGUUUGGCGCGCGAACUGCGUCACAUGCUGAAGCGCGAGCAGUUGCUGGAGGGAGUCUACGAUUCGUUCCGGAAAACCCCCAUUACUCUCUUGGCAUCUCCAAGAGUUUCGGGGAAGACGACGUUACUAAGAUCAUUUGCUCGCCGAUACCCUGGUGUCAAUUGCAUCUACGUAUCGUUUCUUCACGAUUCGCCAGCGACCGAGCUGCUGUUGACGUGUGGGAUCGACUUCGUUCAGAGGGUAUCACGUCUCAGUGUUGAGGAAACCCAUGUUAUCAUGAUCGAUGAUGCCCAAGCUCAGUACGACGACAAAGCCUUCUGGGAUUUGUUUGCCCGCACCACCAUUUCGUGGUUGCCAGACAACGCCCGCUUUAUUAUCUCGGCAACGUACGCAAUGGAGAGUUUGGUACGACUUGGAUCGGUCCAUAUAUUUGGCCCAAGCAAUUUCAUGCUGAGUGACGAAGAAGCACGAGCGUUUUUGGAGUCGCCAACUCAUGGAUUGCCUAUGAAAAUGAGGGUCAACCGAAGCGAUUUCGUUGAUGUGGUGGUCCGCGAGUGCGAUGGUCUCGUCGGUGCACUGAAAGAGUCUGUUGAUGCUAUGGUAAGCUAUUUUGCCAAGACCAGACGCCCCUCUGAAGUCGAGCUUAUGGAGUACCAUUUGUCCACGGAAUUUCUUGAGCAAGUGACGCAGUGUUUUGGAGGUAGCGAUGCACCCCAUAUCAGCGUGCAGAAGCGGGAAUUUCUGGCUAAGUGUCUCGCCAUCAUCGAGGAACUAAAAGAGUAUGGAGUUCUUGUCCAAGAACAUGACAAAGUUGUGCGAUUCUCUUCUCCGUUGGUGUAUUACACCAGGAAGCUGUUCUCAAAUCGUGCUGGAUCCAGUCCAGGCUCGCUGGUCGACCUCGUCGUCAAGGUUGUCGAAAGCAUGUCUGCGUCUGUGUUGCGAGACAGUGUUGUUGGAGCUGACACUUUCCCAAAAGAAGCAACGUUCCAGCACAUGGUGAUGGAGGGCCUCGCUCUCAACACAGAAUAUACAACCGCGAUCUGUCCCGAGUUGUCGAGAAUUUUCCCGUCGCCGGGCCAGCCUACUCGUGGCUACAUCGAUGGUGAAAUCGGUUUCUUUUUCCACAUACCUCGUCGUGAGGCUACCAGCCACAGAUGGGGAAUUGAACUGCUCGUCAAAGGCCGCGAAAUCACAGAACACCUCGCGCGCUUCCGUCGUAACGGAAAAUAUGCUCCACUUGUAAUGACGGAUUACGCCGUAAUUGAUUUUCGUGGAAACGAGACUGGGAUUCCGACGGCGAUCGAGCUCAAUAAAAAGCGCAUCACGGUGUUUUUCAAGCUGGGGGAUUUCUCUACGUGCCGUUGCUUGGUUGGUCUGAGGCGUGUGCGUGAAGGGGGUUUCAUGGUCGACAAGCCUGCACGUGAAUAUACUAUCACGUUGGCGAACUAG